This is a messenger RNA of Heterobilharzia americana, 1047 nucleotides long. Lineage: Eukaryota; Metazoa; Platyhelminthes; Trematoda; Strigeidida; Schistosomatidae. The record is from the annotation of a GenBank genome assembly.
AUGUAUGGUGUGUUAUUCGAAGUUCUACGACGUUAUGUUGAAGCUACAUUUGGCUCUACAGUAUGGUCGGCAGCAGUUGAAAUAGCUAAUGGACAACCAUUAGAAAUACAUACAAGAAAAAAUUAUUCAACAAGAUUAUUGAUACGAAUAAUUAAUUCUGUAUGUGAUUUUGUUGGCUUACCAGAAGAGGAUAUUUAUUAUGAAUUUGGAAUUACAACAGUUCAGUACUUAAGUGAUAACGGUUUCAAGAGUUUAUUACAAGUGUUGGGUAAAAAUUAUAUUGAUUUUCUACAAAAUGUCAAUGAAUUACAUGAAUAUUUACGCUUUUCUUAUCCAAAAAUUAAAGCGCCAGGUAUACAGAUUACUUCAAUUAAUAACAAUAUCGUUGAAUUGGAAUAUACAAGUAUACGUGAAGAAUUCCCUGAUUAUCUACGAUCGCAGUUAAUAUAUAUUGCUAAAAUGCUUUAUCAACUGGAUGUUAGUGCAAAAAUAACUGACAAGAAGAAACGAGGCGCAAUUUAUUCGUUUACAUAUAAAAUAUACAAUAAAGGUGCACCGUGGGUUGAAUUAAUAGAGAAAGAUAAUCAAUUCGUCAAUAAUCCUUCAUUACUUGAUUUAUCUAUUAAGCUUUCAGAAAAACAGUUUCUAGGCUCAUUGCCAUUUCAUUUAGUACUAUCAAAAAGCAUGAUUGUCAAGCGUGCAGGCACAGGUAUUUUAUGCCUAAGAAAUGAUUUACUUGAAAAGACGUUCACUAGUUGUUUUCAAAUUGCAAGGCCUAAAUCAAAUCCAGUAUUUGAAGACCUUUAUGCAAACCGGUUUACAACUUUUGAAAUAGUUUUAUUAGUUCCAGUUUCUGCGAAACGUAAAUCUACAAAAAAUACUGGAAAUCUUGAAGAAAAAUGUCGUUUUAAAGGAGAAAUUUAUUUUGUAGAGGAAUGGGAAAUGAUACUGUUCAUUGGAUCACCAAUGAUUCGAGAUACAAAGCAGUUGUAUGAGAAAUCAUUGAGAAUAUCUGACUUAAAUAUGUUCGAUCGUAGUCGGAGAUAA